Molecule: messenger RNA, 1287 nt
Organism: Cylicocyclus nassatus
Lineage: Eukaryota; Metazoa; Nematoda; Chromadorea; Rhabditida; Strongylidae
Source: the annotation of a GenBank genome assembly
AUGCAAGCACAGCCUGUGGCAGUAUCUCGUAGAGACACUGCGCAAAAAUCUCGGAAGCGUCCUCGAUCACAGCAAUCAGGAGAAAAAGAUUGCGUUCCGAGUACUUCCAUUUUAAACAAUUUCGAAGUCGUGGAAAACGUUCCGGGUGCAAAUUCUUCAUAUCUUUCUAGCGAUAUAUCUAUAGAGGAAAUGGCAGAUGAGGGCGAAUUAACAUCGCUUGAGCUAUUUGAGCAAGAGAGUACUAGCACAAUCCUCAACCAACGCAUAUUGAAAACCUCACAGAUUGAAGAAUCGAAUUCCACUAACAAUGAAGUAAUUAGAGUGGAUACCAUGCAAGCACAGCCUGUGGCAGUAUCUCGUAGAGACACUGCGCAAAAAUCUCGGAAGCGUCCUCGAUCACAGCAAUCAGGAGAAAAAGAUUGCGUUCCGAGUACUUCCAUUUUAAACAAUUUCGAAGUCGUGGAAAACGUUCCGGGUGCAAAUUCUUCAUAUCUUUCUAGCGAUAUAUCUAUAGAGGAAAUGGCAGAUGAGGGCGAAUUAACAUCGCUUGAGCUAUUUGAGCAAGAGAGUACUAGCACAAUCCUCAACCAACGCAUAUUGAAAACCUCACAGAUUGAAGAAUCGAAUUCCACUAACAAUGAAGUAAUUAGAGUGGAUACCAUGCAAGCACAGCCUGUGGCAGUAUCUCGUAGAGACACUGCGCAAAAAUCUCGGAAGCGUCCUCGAUCACAGCAAUCAGGAGAAAAAGAUUGCGUUCCGAGUACUUCCAUUUUAAACAAUUUCGAAGUCGUGGAAAACGUUCCGGGUGCAAAUUCUUCAUAUCUUUCUAGCGAUAUAUCUAUAGAGGAAAUGGCAGAUGAGGGCGAAUUAACAUCGCUUGAGCUAUUUGAGCAAGAGAGUACUAGCACAAUCCUCAACCAACGCAUAUUGAAAACCUCACAGAUUGAAGAAUCGAAUUCCACUAACAAUGAAAGCAACUUUGCGAGGACUCCAACGAUUGCGUCCACUGUGCUCUUGCAGGAUUUGACUUCGCAGGCCCCUCGUGCACUGGAAGUAAACUUGAAUGACGUAGAUGAGAAUAGUCUUAAUUUCACAACUCACCGAAGUUCAGUACGUAGAGGGCACCAAGAUUGCGAGGUUACACUACUUCCCAGUGAGAUCUCUUCGACUACAUGGGGAACUGUGUAUCCUCCUCCAAGAACUGCGUUCAGUGAGUCUUUGAAUACAACUACAGAGCAGUCUACGAUUCAGGUCGGGUCACAUGAAACCGUUGCGCUAAUUGAGUAA